AUGUUCUAUCCGUCUCGCACUACGUGCCUUCGGGCUUGUCUUGUGGCCCUCCUCAGUCUCGGGCCGGUCAACUCUGCACCCACGACCCAAAGUGGCAGGGACAACAGACUCCCUGCGGUAUGGCCCCCUCCGCAACAUAUUUCAUCGUCCGGCUGGGGGGUCUCACUAGACGGACCUGUCACCAUCGUGACCGGCAAUGUCACGGACCCGGCCACAAUUAACACAGUAAAGGCGGUAGUGCUUUCCGCCGGUGGGCAUGCCGUCGUCUCGUCCCAUCCUACCGGCCAUGGUGCGCAGAUCGUUAUUGGCACCGAGGCGGAGAAUGGCGCCGCUGCCGCCAUUGCCAAGGCGCUUACGGGCAAACCAGCGAAUGGCCUCGCCGCCGAUGGCUACGUUCUUGCAUCUGGCGAGUAUGAGUACCGGCCGACCAUUGUCCUCAAUGGCGUAGACGGACGCGGCACUUUCUACGCGUCACAAACCCUUCGCCAACUUGUAGACGGUCACCAUGUUCCAGGUGUUCAAGUACGUGACUGGCCGCUCAUGUCAAUCCGUGGCUCGAUCGAGGGCUUCUACGGAGUUCCCUGGUCUCAUCAGGCGCGUCUCGACCAGUUAGUUUUCUACGGCAAGCACAAGAUGAACACCUACAUCUACACGCCCAAGGAUGACCCGCUCCUUCGCGCGAAUUGGCGCACUCUUUACAAUGGCACCGCCUACUCCCAGCUCAAGGAACUCAUCAACACCGCUAACACCAACCACGUCGACUUCACCUUUGCUCUGUCGCCCGGAUUAGACGUGUGCUACUCGUCAAACGCCGACUUCAACGCUACAAUCACCAAGUUUAACCAGGCUCGCCAGCUUGGUGUCCGCAGCUUUUACAUUGCUUUAGACGACAUCCCUCUUGAGUUCCACUGCGCAGCAGACAAGAAGAGGUGGAACAACACGGGCAACUACCACUGGCUGGCCGACUCUCAGGCUUAUUAUCUGAACCGUAUCCAGAAGGAGUACAUCGAACCGAAUGGCCUUAACAACCUUGAGACCGUCCCGACCAACUACGCCGGCAGUGCACCAGACCCCUACAAGGGAGAGUUCGGCACGAAGCUGGACAAGAACAUCCGCAUUCAGUGGACCGGCGAAGGAGUCUUCAGUGACCAGAUCAAUGACACAAGCGUCCAACAGGCCGACUCGACAUACGUCACAGACAACAUGUUCUUGUGGGACAAUUUCCCCGUCAACGACGGCAAUCGUGACCGCCUGUUCCUUAACCCGCUCACUGGGCGUUCCGCAACCCUGUACAAAUAUCUCCUAGGCUUCACCUCGAAUCCAAUGGAGGAGGCAUACGCCUCCAUGCCCGCACUUGCCAACUAUGGCGACUACACCUGGAACGGGCCGGCGUACAACGCCGACGAAUCGAUGACUGCAAUCCUUUGGGAGCUCACGGGUAGUGACCCAAUCGUCCACGACGCAGUCCUCGCGUUCUCCGACCUUAACCAGAACUGGCCAUACCGCACCCCCGCGGUCAACUCGCCCCAGCUGAACAAAGACAUUGCAGCUUUCUGGGCCGCUCGCAACCAUUCAUCUCAUUACCAAGGCGGACACAGUCACGGCCACGGCUACGGCAACACCUUGGCGCUGCACAAGCGCCUCGCACUCCUCACCACACUGCCAGACGUCCUUCCCCGCAUGGCAAUGAAGGGCUUCGCCUCGGACGUGGCGCCCUGGUCGACGGUUGCGAUGCAGUGGGCACACGCCUGCCAGCACUUGAUUGCUAUGCUCGACGCGCUCGAUGCAGGGGACAAGAAUAGGGCAGAGGGCGAGUUCAAUGCCGCUCAGGCCUGGGUUAAGAAGACGAAGGCUAAGACUGUUAAUGACCGUAAUGACCAGGGUCAAAAUCUUCCUGACUCGAUCACCCCUGUUACCGCUGAGGAGGCAUUUACUACCUUCCUCGCCAAUGCCACGGCUAUUUAUAAAGGUCAGUAG
This is a messenger RNA of Penicillium lagena, 1977 nucleotides long. RefSeq names its product beta-N-acetylglucosaminidase-domain-containing protein. NCBI's taxonomy places the organism in Eukaryota, Fungi, Ascomycota, Eurotiomycetes, Eurotiales, Aspergillaceae. The transcript has a single exon. The record is from RefSeq and is a predicted model, not a curated record. Bases 1 to 1977 code for a protein of 658 amino acids.